ACUACGUGACUGUGCCGUGGAAUGCGGAUUGAGAUCUUCAUGUGUUGGACUUAAUUAUGAGAGGCUUGCAAAAAUGUGCGAGCUGCUUGGAGCGUCUUCUUUACCAUUUGAAGCUGGCAAGAGCAAAGGUUGGGUAUACGUACAAAAGGAUGACGCAAUGAAGAAGGACAUUAUGACUGAAUACUGUGGUAGCAGUGAUGAUUGCCCUCCUGGGCAAACAUGUUGCAAAGAAGGCUCAAACUUCCGGUGUGGAAUUAAAGAAUGUCUCAAACCCAUUGCAAUUUCCGGUGACUACAAACCAAAUGGCGGCUUUAUGCUACACGUUGGCGCUACGAUCAGGAUGACCAGUAACAUUAGCCGUCCAUACUUCAUUCGGUGCUGUGCCAACGGCAGUUGGGCGGAGAAUAAUUGUUCAGCAACACCAGUGUCAACAUUACCACCUGUAACACCAGCUGUAGCCACAACGACGUCAAAUCCGACGUCAUCGGCGGCUCAGACGUCACAGGAAGCAUCAACGACGUCAAAUCCGCCGUCAUCGGCAGCUCAGACGUCACCAGAAGCAUCAACAACGCAAAUUCCGACGUCAUCGGCGGCUCAAACGUCACCAGAAACAUCAACGACGUCAAAUCCGACGUCAUCGGCAGCUCAGACGUCCCCAGAAACAUCAUCGACGUCAAUUCCGACGUCAACGGGGGCUCAGACGUCCCAAGAAACAUCAACGAGGCAAAUUCUGACGUCUCCAGUAACCACAACAACGCCAAUUAUAACUUCACAGACGACUUCAACACCACAACCGUCCAUAUCUAUCGAUGAAAACGAUUGGUACACUCUGGAAUCCGAGACAAGGAGGCGACAACUGGCACCAGUCAUGGAUGCUGAAUUAAGCUGGAAAAAUGCUAUGGUGGCUAGAAUUAUCUAA
Molecule: messenger RNA, 919 nt
Organism: Ruditapes philippinarum (Manila clam)
Lineage: Eukaryota; Metazoa; Mollusca; Bivalvia; Venerida; Veneridae
Product: spore coat protein SP96-like
Exons: 4
Coding region: 74-919 (281 amino acids)
Source: RefSeq, a predicted model, not a curated record